AUCCAUCUCACUCAUCAUCUCAACAUAUCCCUCGGCCUGACGUUUCUGAUUUUUUUCCCCUCCUUUCCUUCCAUUUGUUUUCGCAACUAUCGACAGCUGCUUCGUCAUCACAUUGGGUUUGUUUUUUUUCUUUGAUUUCGUUUUCUUUGUCUGUUCCAGUGUCCUGUGCCGCCACAAAUUGGGGCUUACUCGGAUCUGAAUACGCCAAUUGUUCCUGUCAUUCCGUCUCAUAACCUGCGGACUGCCCGGAAUCCGGAGAGCUCGGAACCCCAUAACUUUCCAUUGUUUUCCUCACCGUCUACUAUCGCCUUUGUCAGGCUUGUCGUCUUCUGCUCCUUUAUACACUGUUGGAUUGCAACGUUCAGCCUUUCUCAGCCAUCAACUGCGUUACCGCCGUGUCCUGGCGUCAAGUGCCUGCUUUGAAAAUCGGCAACUGCCUCUCGCUUCUUUUAAACGUUGUUGAAGCAGCCGGGGACUCUCCCCGCAAGUCUAGGACGCCAAGAUGUCGAACCCUCGAAGGACCCCGAUGACUCGUCCUGAUUCUGUCCUACCUCUUAAGACCACUUUGGCUGUUCUCACCAAAGGGGCUUCCUUCUCACCCAUCAGCCCGGCAACACCUGAGUCUUCAUCCUCAUUCACGCCGCCUUCAUUACCUACUCGAUCUCAUACCGACCUCGAUGAUGUUGUCGACGCGCACCGUCGACGUGUUGCUUUGACUCUCGGCGAUAUCGAGAAGACCCUUGCUGGCAUGUCGUUGGACUCUCCUACCCCCAACAAGGCUUUCCGUGACAACAGCUACCCUCUUCCAAGGGGUCUUCUGGACCCUACCCUGAUCGGAAAGGAGAUGGAUGUCGAACGUCGUGUGCUGAGGCCUCGGCCCGUCCGCCGCCGUGGGCAAUCCCACCACCACGAAUCCGACAGUGGACUGGGUUCUUCAAUCCUGUCAACGAAGCAGAAGAGCACACCAAAUGCUGAUUCCACCCCGGCAAAGGCUGGUGUUAAAGGAUCUGCCGUGACACGGUCGGCCGCUUCCUCCACCUCAAAGAACCUCCCCAGCCUCAGUGCUCGCGCAACAAACCGCGUGUUUGAGCACACAUUGAAAUCCCUCCUUGCCGAUUCUUCCUUCAAAGAGUUUCACCCUGUUCUCCUGGAAUGCCCGCGUAAGAUCCAGUCAAAGCAAAUUGUUUGCUUGAGGGAUGUCGAAAAGACGCUGCUUUUGACAGCACAGGGAGUCACAAAAGCACCCAAGCUUUACCUUGACUUCUGCCUUUCCACUGUCCAAUGCAUCCGAGCCACAGUUGUCUAUCUAAGUGAGACGGAGCAGCGCCGCCCCAAGGACGUCCCCUACAGCAGCGGCUACUUCAUCGACCUUGUCGAUCAAAUCAAGCAAUACGCCCAACAGCUUGCCGAUCAAAAGAAGGCAGGUGCCUCGGACGCCAACAUCAAGGAGGAGGUGAAGCUCCACGGUGGCAUUGCCGUCAACGGCCGCCCGGCUGAGCUCGUUCGGAUCAGUGGUGGCAAGGCCAUCUCGCUGGCAACCGGCGAGCCUGUCGAGUUGGAAGAGGAGACUACCAGCCCCAUCCGAUUCAAGCGCUCGGCCAGCCAGCAGCUCGCCGACGACGAUGAGAUCAUGCGUUCCAUGGCUCGCCGCAAGAAGAACGCUCCUCCUGAGGAGUAUGCGCCCAAGAUGUGCCGUGAGCCUGGGUGCGGUAAAGAGUUCAAGAGGCCUUGCGAUCUGACUAAGCACGAAAAGACGCACUCGCGUCCGUGGAAAUGCCCCGUCACCACGUGCAAAUACCACGAAUAUGGAUGGCCGACUGAGAAGGAGAUGGACAGGCACCACAACGACAAGCACUCGGCGGCCCCGCCCAUGUACGAGUGCUUGUACAAGCCCUGCCCAUACAAGUCAAAACGGGAGUCGAACUGCAAGCAGCACAUGGAGAAAGCCCAUGGCUGGACCUACGUUCGCACCAAGGCCAAUGGUGGGAAGAAGAUUGACAGCAACCCUUCAGGCAGUGUCACACACGCUACUCCUCAGCUCACCAACAUGCCCACUCCUCCCAGUGACAACGGUGCAUUUGCUGGACUGGCCACUCCGCCAAUGGAGUACACCAUGCCGGCGUACAACAACAACAUCGAGUUCCCCACAUAUGUGGCUCAGGAUCAGUUCCAGAUCCAGUUCCCUCAGGAGCUCUCUCUUGACUAUUCACCAUCAGCCGCAUCCGACCACGCAACCCCCUCCUCACACUCAAACGUGAGCGGUGGCUCUCCCUUUGAGUCUCCGUACCAAGACCCCAGCAGCGAUUUCACCGUCUAUGACGACAUCUACAACGCCAACGCUCAGGUCCAGAUGCAGAACCCUUUUAGUGAAAAGGAUGCUGCGCAGUUCCUUGCGUUUGUCACCAACGCCGAGUUUCAAACUACCAAGGCUGCGCCGGUCCAUUUCUCACCGACUGGCCAGGGAAACACCAUGCUUUUUACACCCAGCACACUCGCCGACUACGACGAGAGCUUUGACGAUUUCCAAAACAACGCGCAGAUGGGCGCUGACUUCUGCCUCUUCCCUGCCAAUGGGGUCAAGCAGAAUUCACCUGCACCUCUGUUUGGCGAGAUCCCCAGCGUCGCUGCUGGAUACUCGCAGCCCACGUCUCAGGAGCUGUUGCCUAAUGAUUGGCGCAUGAACCAGUACCAGGGAAUGGGUUUCUCUCAAAACUGAAGCGAUAGGAUUUGAUUUUAUGAUGGAGCGUGGAGCAACAAGCCUGUAUUAUUUAUUGAUUAUUAUUUGUUUUUGACGUCUCUUUGACACAUGAUACAAUUCAAUUUCUGAAGAUUUAACUCUCGUUGCUUGGGAGACCUAUUUACUUUUUUUUUCUUUUUGCGCGCCCAUGAUGACAGAAAUGGCGUCUUUGUUUUCUUUAUGUGGCCAUCUUGACAAAAGAUGUCAUCGUGGGCCCUAAUCUGUGUUUUCAACAGAUCAAGAUGAAGUAUGACGCGAAGAUCUUUACUCAUUUGUCAACGUACUAGAUUGCGCUCUCUUCUCUCUAUCCUCAUUUAGUCAUUUUUUCCUGCUAUGCGGAUUGGACAUUGCGGAAAUCGAAAGUGAUUUACCGUAUUGGGAGGAACUUUUGGAAGACAGAAGGGAAAUAUGGAAGGGCUUUGGUUGGUUGCAGAUAUUGCUCAUUGGCACACCAAAGCUAAAGGAAAUAGUUGGUUUUAGUUUAGAUACCUACUUUGACAGGCAAUACUAUUAUUUUGUCUGUUACUCAAUUUGUCA
Messenger RNA from Pyricularia grisea, 3274 nucleotides. RefSeq lists its product as uncharacterized. Gene Ontology annotation, biological process: regulation of transcription by RNA polymerase II. The transcript is spliced from 3 exons. Bases 503 to 2716 code for a protein of 737 amino acids. Gene Ontology annotation, cellular component: nucleus. NCBI's taxonomy places the organism in Eukaryota, Fungi, Ascomycota, Sordariomycetes, Magnaporthales, Pyriculariaceae. The record is from RefSeq and is a predicted model, not a curated record.